Carya illinoinensis is the source of this 2691-nucleotide messenger RNA. RefSeq names its product DEAD-box ATP-dependent RNA helicase 3, chloroplastic-like. Bases 213 to 2504 code for a protein of 763 amino acids. NCBI's taxonomy places the organism in Eukaryota, Viridiplantae, Streptophyta, Magnoliopsida, Fagales, Juglandaceae. The record is from RefSeq and is a predicted model, not a curated record. The transcript has 10 exons. Gene Ontology annotation, molecular function: ATP binding; helicase activity; zinc ion binding.
CCCCCCCCCCCCCCCCCCCCCCCUUCGCUCUCGGCUCCUCAUCCUAUCCCCUCCUCCAUAAAGCCCUCCACGCCGCCCUCUUCCCGUUGCCUCAAUAUCUCCCUCAUUCCUGCAUAUUUUAUACGUUUCUCUUCUUUUAGUACAUUUGAGCAAGCAUAUUCUGCUCACUUACAGACUUUAUCUUCUUUCUUCUUCUUUUUUUUGCUUUCAAAAUGGCUGCUUUCGUUGGCGUUUUGUCCGUCUACCAAACUCCGACAGUCGAGCUCUAUAGAAGGACAGCAACAACAACAACGCCUUUGCUUUCGUUACAGUUAUCCGAGAAGUCUCACUUCAGCAAUGUUCUGAAAGCCUACAACUCUGGCCAAAGGCCAUUCUCUUUCGAUUCUAGUGGUACACUCAGGAGUGGUUUCAAGCAGCAAAGAUUUGGUUCGAUUCCCUCCGCUAUUGCCACUCCCAAUUCUUCGGUCCUGAGUGAAGAGGCAUUCAAAGGCCUCGGUGGUGGUUUCUCAGAGGACUCUCUGGAUGACUAUUAUGACUCAGAGACGGAGCCAUCUUCUGCUGCCUCUGGGUUGCAGGAGGAACUCGCUAUUCCCAAAUUGGGAUUGCCUCAGAGCCUCAUCGAUACCCUCGAGAGGCGUGGGAUAACUCACCUUUUUCCCAUUCAAAGAGCUGUUUUAGUCCCUGCACUAGAAGGUCGAGAUCUCAUUGCUCGUGCAAAGACUGGGACUGGGAAGACAUUAGCCUUUGGGAUCCCAAUUAUUAAACGCCUUUAUGAAAAUGAUGAACAAAGAGGGUCUCAAAGGCAGUCCGGUCGUCUUCCUAGAGUUUUGGUUCUUGCACCUACCCGGGAGCUCGCAAAGCAAGUGGAAAAGGAGAUCAAAGAGUCUGCACCUUAUUUAAGUACUGUGUGUGUUUACGGAGGGGUUUCUUACGUUACACAGCAGAAUGCACUUUCCCGUGGGGUUGAUGUAGUUGUUGGAACUCCUGGUCGAAUAAUCGACCUUAUCAAUGGUAACAGCCUCAAACUAGGGGAAGUUCAAUAUUUGGUUCUUGAUGAAGCCGAUCAGAUGCUUGCGGUUGGCUUUGAGGAGGAUGUGGAAGUAAUUUUAGAAAAGCUACCACCUGUGCGUCAGAGUAUGCUUUUCUCUGCAACUAUGCCUGGUUGGGUGAAGAAACUAGCACGGAAAUAUUUGAACAAUCCAUUGACAAUUGAUUUGGUCGGUGACCAAGAGGAAAAGCUUGCGGAAGGGAUCAAGCUAUAUGCCAUAUCCGCCACUGCAUCUUCAAAGAGGACCAUUCUUAGUGACCUUGUCACGGUUUAUGCAAAGGGUGGGAAGACCAUUGUUUUCACACGGACAAAACGCGAUGCUGAUGAAGUCUCAAUGGCAUUAACAAAUAGCAUUCCUUCUGAGGCAUUGCAUGGAGAUAUAUCUCAGCAUCAAAGGGAGAGAACGUUAAAUGGUUUUCGACAAGGGAAAUUCACAGUUCUUGUUGCCACUGAUGUUGCAUCCCGUGGUCUCGAUAUCCCCAAUGUUGAUCUGGUCAUUCACUAUGAACUUCCUAAUGAUCCAGAGACUUUUGUGCAUCGAUCUGGUCGUACUGGACGUGCAGGAAAAGAAGGUACUGCAAUUCUGUUGUUUGCUACUAGCCAGAGGAGAACGGUGAGAUCCCUUGAGCAUGAUGUGGGAUGCAAGUUUGAGUUUGUUAGCCCACCAGCCAUUGAAGAGGUUCUGGAGUCAUCUGCUGGACAAGUGGUUGCUACUCUUGCCGGAGUUCAUGCCAAGUCUGUAGAGUUUUUCACCCCAACCGCACAAAAAUUGAUUGAAGAACGGGGAGUGAGUGCUCUUGCUGCUGCACUAGCACUAUUGAGUGGAUUCUCCCGACCUCCUUCAUCCCGGUCUCUCAUCAAUCAUGAGCAGGGAUGGGUUACAUUGCAAUUGAGUCGAGAUCCAGCUUAUUCUAGUAGAUACCUGUCUGCUAGAUCUGUCACUGGGUUUCUUUCUGAUGUUUAUCCUGCAGCUGCUGAUGAAGUUGGAAAAAUACAUCUAAUUGCAGAUGAAAGGGUUCACGGUGCGGUUUUUGAUCUUCCGGAGGAGAUAGCCAAAGAGUUGCUUAAUAGGCAAGCACCACCGGGAAACACAAUUUCCAAGAUUACCAAGUUGCCUGCAUUGCAAGAUGACGGGCCUCCAAGUGAUUAUUAUGGCAGGUUUUCUGGCAGGGAUCGGAAUAACAGGCGAGGAUCUAGAGAUCGGAGAGGUCUUAGAAGUUCACGGGGUCGGGAUGGUGGUCGAGACUCGGAAAGUGACGACGGUUUAUUUAGGAGUGGUGGCCAGAGUUAUAAAACCGACAACAAUUGGUCUCGAUUUUCAAAAGGCAGGGGAAACGAUUGGCUAAUUGGAGGUAGACAAUCGAGAACCAGGGACAGAAGCUUUGGAGGUUCCUGUUUUAAUUGUGGACGGUCAGGGCACAGGGCGUCAGAAUGCCCAAGCAAGCAAGACUAUUAGUUGUACUGCACUCCAUAUUAUAUUUCGUCUCACCAAGCAAGACUUUGAAUGUUUUUCACAGCCUGUUCAAUAGAACCAGGAGAUUUAGAGAUUUAGAGGAAUCAAGUUAUCAACUCUAUCUUGCUCUCUCUCACUCUGUAGUUGCGAUUUUCAAUUUACGUAAAACUAAAUAUGCAUCUUUUUAGUA